This is a messenger RNA of Odontomachus brunneus, 1587 nucleotides long. Its product is annotated as voltage-dependent T-type calcium channel subunit alpha-1G-like. NCBI's taxonomy places the organism in Eukaryota, Metazoa, Arthropoda, Insecta, Hymenoptera, Formicidae. The transcript has 2 exons. The record is from RefSeq and is a predicted model, not a curated record. Gene Ontology annotation, cellular component: plasma membrane; neuron projection; voltage-gated sodium channel complex. The coding region runs from base 728 to 1165 and encodes 145 amino acids. Gene Ontology annotation, biological process: membrane depolarization during action potential; calcium ion import; neuronal action potential. Gene Ontology annotation, molecular function: low voltage-gated calcium channel activity; voltage-gated sodium channel activity.
AACAUAUGUCCUUACUAAGUCUUCAAUGUUUUUUUGAAUUUGACUAUCCGAAUAUUAUUUGGAUAGUAAAUAAAUGUGACGUUUUUACACAUGUAAACGUGUAAAAAUUACACAUUUGGAUUUGUAGCGUACUAACUAUACAUAAAAAAAGUAUCAUCUAAAAGAAAUAUGGCAGACACUCAGAUUAUGACUUCAGAGUUUUAUAUCUUUUUUUUCCUUUCAUUUCACGUGGUUGUGACAACGCAGACAUUUGUUCAGAAUUAUAAAAACUACAACAUAUUUCAGAACGGAGCAAUUUAUCACAUUUCCGUAAUAUAAAGUCCUUUGACAAUCAAUAUAUCAACAUUUUUUAACUGCAACUUGACGAUCUAACCUGAGAUAAUCGUGUCUAUUUGAAUUUAAAUAAUAAUUACUUUUGAUAAUUUUGUUUUUAAAAUGAUAAAUUUGUUUAUUUAUCCGUUUGUUUUCCCUGUACGUAACUUAGAACAUUGAAAAAUUGUGUCGCCAAAUUUUGAUAGACAACCGUGACGUCGAUUUUCAACGGAUUCUCUGGAGGCCAUCUCCAACUGCUUCCAUCGCUGAAUAUCGACUCCUUACCGUCACUUAUGGUACGACAUCGACUCCAUUCGUCGCCCUACGAGUUCUAAAGUUAACUUAUUCAGUCCUGUGAAAAGAAAUACGAGGGAAUGAGAAUGUGUGUUCGACAGGUAUCACAGAUCGCCGCAUAAUGCUGGAGGAUCGCACGCAGUGGCUCACAUCCGACGUUGACAACUGUUCCUGUUGCUGUGAGCAACAGAACGGCGAUCAGUGGCCGGAGGACGCCGAAAAGUGGCAGAAAUCGUCGCGCGCGAGAAGAUUUCUGAGAGCCAUUGGCAACUGCUGCAUCUGCACGCUGCGCUGCGUGAGACGAUGGAUCAAGAAGCUCGUGGAGCACAAGUACUUCCAGCAGGGUAUUCUACUGGCGAUCCUCAUUAACACCUUGAGCAUGGGAAUCGAGUAUCACAAUCAGCCGGAACAACUGACGGUCGCUGUCGAAAUAAGCAACAUCGUAUUCUCGGCAAUCUUCGCGGUGGAGAUGUUGCUUAAGAUAAUAGCGGAAGGCCCGUUCGGUUACAUCAGCAACGGCUUCAACGUCUUCGACGGUAUCGUCGUCGUUCUAAGGUAGAAUAACUCUUUUUCUGAAAUGUCGCCUUGUUUGCUGGUAUUUAUUCUCACUUAUCGCCAUCAUCGCAUUAACAGUGUCAUUCUGAACGUUGAUGUCGCAAAAUACACUGCAAAUCCAAGUGUGUAAUAAGUACACAUUCAUGUAAAAGUACUCAUAUGGUUUGGAAGUAACUCGUUACUUGUAACGAAAUUACAGUUACAGUUACAUUUUUUUGAUAACUGUAACCUUGCUUAGUUACUUUUUCCCAUCUGUAAUUGCAACUUAACUUAGUUACUUACUUUUAGUAACUUGUAACUUUUUUAACAAUUACUUUAAUAAUUACUUGGUGAACAUAAAAUUAAAUUAAAAUGGUAUAGUAAUCGUAUAUUAAUUUAAUAAAUUUAUCAAGCACACAUAUGUAGUAUUUAUGGAGUACGUGAAUA